AUGAUAUCAAGAUUUGGUAUGGUUGCUGCUGAAUUAGUUCUUGAACGUGUUAAGGAGUUAAAUCUAUUUAAAGAAAUAACUGAAAUUUAUAUACUUGUUCCAGCUUUACUUGAUUUAAAAGGAUAUUUAGAAAAGACACUGGCAUCACGUUUAUCAUACAAUAUUGGCAAUAUAAUUUUAACACAAUUACAAGCUAUUAUUGUUGAUUUUCUUGCUACUCUUGCAUCACUUACUAUGGAGUGGAUAUCUCAAGGACAUUUUACCUUACGAUAUACACUUGUUUUAUUUAUUAAUAUUUCACAUUUUCUUGGUAAACUGGAAGGUAAAACUUCAUAUCUUCAAACUCCAUGUUUUGCUAAUUUACGUGGAUGCCAUGAUCUUUUUCUUGCAACACGUUGUAUUAAACUAGUUGUUUAUUCGCCAGUAGAAUCAAAUUCGAUUCAAUACAAAUAUCGAACAUGUAGUAGGGAUGAAAGUAAUGAUAAUAGAAUCACUCGUACAAGUCAUCGUAGUUUUAUUAAACCUGAUUGGAUUAAUCUAUAUCGACGAUUACGUGGAUGUUUACAUAUAUGUGAUAAAGAUGCAUGUAAUCAAGUUUUUAAUUUUUAA
This is a messenger RNA of Adineta steineri, 609 nucleotides long. The record is from the annotation of a GenBank genome assembly. NCBI's taxonomy places the organism in Eukaryota, Metazoa, Rotifera, Eurotatoria, Adinetida, Adinetidae.